GUUGCUUCUGAUUUUGUUGGCGCCUUCACAGCCCCAGCUUUGGUGUGUGCUUUCUUCUGCAAAAUCCUGUUCCAGGAGCCAAGACACUUUAUGGUGGCCCUGGACUUCACAAGUACAGUUGAUGUUUGUUCAAACUCAAAACACAGUUGUAUCACAUUCCCUUAAAUACUGCGGAGUUUUAGUAAAAAGAAAAAUCCUUUGCAUUUAGCCUUUCCCUGCGUGUUAGAAUGGUUUGAUACACACCUGCCUCUGCUGUGUGAAGUCAAGCUCCUAAAAAAGGACAGUGUGGACCUUAUUUGCUUUUGAACUUCAGAUGCUGUCAGGACUUGGUUCGUGCAAGUUUAUCAAAGAUGAAAGUGACCUUAUCAGCUUUGGAUACUUCUGAGACUUCUUUCACACCUCUGGUAGUCAUAGAACUUGCUCAGGAUGUCAAAGAAGAAACCAAAGAAUGGCUGAAAAACAGAAUUAUCACGAAAAAGAAAGAUGGAGGUGCCCAGCUGUUGUUUAGACCAUUGUUAAAUAAAUAUGAGAAAGAAACACUUGAAAAUCAGAACUUAUAUCUUGUUGGUGCCUCCAACACUAGACUGUUACUCGGGGCAGAAGCACUGGGGUUGGUUAAAGAGUGUAAUGACAACGCCAUGCGAGCCUUCACCUACGGGACACGGCACAACUUCAAAGGUUUUGAUGACAACAAUGAUGAUUUCCUUACAAUGGCAGAAUGUCAGUUCAUUAUCAAACAUGAACUUGAAAAUCUUAGAGCCAGAGAUGAAAAAAUGAUCCCUGGUUACCCCCAGGCAAAGUUAUAUCCAGGAAAAUCAUUAUUGAGAAGACUGCUCACGUCUGGCAUCGUGGUUCAGGUAUUUCCACUGCAUGAUAAUGAAGACCUGAAGAAGCUUGAGGACACCUGGUACACUCGGUUUCCUUUAAAGUGUCAGCCCAAAGAUCAUAUUCGUGGUUACUUCGGUGAAACAAUUGCUCUUUAUUUUGGAUUUCUGGAAUAUUUCACUUUUGCCUUAAUCCCCAUGGCGGUCAUUGGGCUACCUUACUACUUGUUUGUGUGGGAAGACUAUGAUAAGUACGUGAUCUUUGCCUCGUUCAACCUGGUCUGGUCUACAGUGAUCCUUGAAGUGUGGAAGCGUGACUGUGCCAACAUGACCUACAGAUGGGGGACACUGGUCAUGAAGAGACAGUUUGAGGAGCCCCGGCCAGGAUAUCAUGGCGUCCUGGGUAUCAACUUGGUCACAGGCAGGGAGGAACCGCUCUACCCCAGCUACAAGAGACAGUUACGCAUCUACCUGGUCUCUCUGCCAUUCGUGUGCCUCUGUCUUUAUUUCUCUCUAUAUGUCAUGAUGAUUUACUUUGACAUGGAGGACUGGGCCUUGGGUCUGCACGAGGACAGCGGGUCCGAGUGGACCAGCAUCUUGUUGUACGUGCCCAGCAUCAUCUAUGCCAUUGUGAUUGAGAUCAUGAACCGGCUGUACCGAUACGCUGCUGAGUUUCUGACUUCGUGGGAGAACCACAGAUUGGAAUCUGCCUACCAGAAUCAUCUAAUUCUGAAAGUUUUAGUGUUCAAUUUUCUAAAUUGCUUUGCCUCACUCUUCUACAUUGCCUUCGUCCUGAAGGACAUGAAGCUUUUGCGGCAGAGCCUGGCCACUCUUCUGAUUACCUCCCAGAUCCUGAAUCAGAUUGUGGAAUCUCUUCUUCCUUAUUGGCUCCAAAAGAAGCACCACAUGCAGAUGAAGAGGAAGAUGCAGUCUUUAAAGGCAGACAUCGAUGCUACGUUAUAUGAACAGGUUGUUCUGGAAAAAGAAAUGGGGACCUAUUUGGGCACCUUCGAUGAUUACUUGGAGUUAUUCCUGCAGUUUGGUUAUGUGAGCCUUUUCUCCUGUGUUUACCCAUUGGCAGCUGCCUUUGCUGUGUUAAAUAACUUCACUGAGAUUAAUUCAGAUGCCUUAAAAAUGUGCCGGGUCUUCAAACGUCCAUUCUCAGAACCUUCAGCCAGUAUUGGUGUGUGGCAGCUGGCUUUUGAAACAAUGAGUGUUAUAUCUGUGGUCACUAACUGUGCUCUCAUUGGAAUGUCACCACAAGUAAAUUCACUCUUUCCAGAGUCAAAAACGGAUCUCAUUUUGAUUGUAGUGGUGGUGGAGCAUGCACUCCUGGCUUUAAAGUUUAUACUUGCAUUUGCCAUACCUGAUAAGCCACGGCAUAUCCAGAUGAAACUGGCCAGAUUGGAAUUUGAGUCUUUGGAGGCACUCAAGCAGCAGCAAAUGAAGCUCGUGGCUGAGAACCUGAAGGAGGAACCACGGGAAGGCGAGAAGCAGAGGGCGACCUGAGUGCCCGGGCUGCCCGGGCUCAGGCAGAGGGGCUGCCUCGUGGCUCCUGCGCCCAGACACGGCGCUUGGCCCGAUGAGGCGGCUCCUGUGGGGCCGGCACCGCCUCCCUCCGCAGUGUCCCUGCUCGGGCAAGGGGCAGCUGGACCCAGCUUUUGGCUGUCCCCUCACCCUGUCCUGUUCCUGCCGGGUUUCUGCCCAAGCCCCGCGCCCACUCCAGCUGCCUGGCCUGUUGCAGGACUCCUGCUGCCCUGAGCCUCGUGCACCCGCCGAUGAACCACCAGCUCUCCUCGUUGCCCUCGCAGGGGCCACCGCACCCAGCCCGCCAUGGCCCAGGACCCCUGGGGUAGAGGGGCAGGUCGAGGUGCGCCCACUGCACUGUCACCAGAGCCAUUCUGAGGGGCCUUCCUGCUGAGCCUCCACUGAGCUGAGGCUGUAUUUCCAAUACCCGAUGACUCUAAAUACCUCUUCCUGGUUCUGUUUUCCAGUAUGUUACAGGCUCUUUAUCAACAGAACCGAGCUCUUAAAGAUGACUUGCAACAGAACCGAGCUCUUAAAGAUGACUUGCAGCUCUUGAUUCCCCCCCCACACACACACAGAUGGCUCACUCUGCUCUGAAUAGAGCCCUGGGCUGCGUCGUGAAAGGUGGAGCUGAGGAGGGCUUGGCUUGAGGCUGUGCACCUGGGUGCCACUUCCAAGGCCCAGGCCAUUUUCAGAGGUUGUGCUGCCCCUGGAGCCUACCCCUAGGGGGCUGCUGGGAUGGCUUGCCUGCACUCGGCUCCGGGCCUAGGGGCCAGCUGCCAUGGAGCACCUGCCUCCAAGAGGGAUGAGGCUUGGCUUUGCCCAGGGGCCGCUCCCUUAGGUAGGCACCUCAUUCACAGAACAAUAGCCCACAGGGGCCAGUGGUAUCCAGCCCACCAGGGUGCAGACCCUGGGGCCCUUGGCUGCUCCCCUGGCGGUGGUCUAGCUUUGAAAACCACCCCUCAAGGGUCAACCUGGCUUCCUUCUCUCGUGCUUAACAUUCAGCCCAUGAAACAGCCAGCCCCUCCCCACCAGGGCCCAUGUCCCUCACAGCCGGGGCACCACAGACCAGGGGCCCUUCUCCCUGAAAGCUGCAGGUGCCUCGGCAUUGGGGGAAGGUGGGGAGGGACUGAGGGGCCUCAGCUUCCAGACCUGUCUCCUUCACGCAGGGGUCUGGCACCUUAAUACCCUCCUCCACGUCAGGAUGGAAUGGCCUCAGUGGUCCACAUGUCAUGUUUCUGGAAGCCCCAACUCUUCUAGCAGCCUCCUCUUGGUGAUUCAGUUGGUCCUGCUAGACUACCACCAUAUUUGCCAGUGUGGGCAUGUUUAAAUUGGCUUUGCCCUGCCCUGUUUGGUCUGAGGCACUCCAUGGCACAACUUUUCAGUGGUGGUUCAGUGCUUGACAGUCUUUCUAGAACAUGCUUGUGUGCCUCCUUGCCACCAUCACAAUUUGAGCCCUGAGCCCUUAGAUCUGCCUCCUGACCCCAGCCUGGGGGCCGAUGUUUCUGGGAAAAGAAAAGGUUUGGAUGGAAUCCCUGGACCCAGCUUUUCCUCUCCCCUACAGUCAAGCCGGGGGUCCAGUCCCAGGAAUACAAUUGGGUGAUCAGCUCGUCUCCCUCUGAGGCUCAACACCUGUCUCCAGACUGGUCUUACACCAUGAGGUGCCAGCACCCAGCUGGGGUUCUCUGUGCUUGUGGCCUUCCCAGAAGCCUCCCCCUGCCCUUCAUCAGUCUGACCAAGGCAGAAUCACACCAUCCAACCAGGACUAAGCCCCAUGACAGGGAAAUGGAAGCCCUGGUCAGCAUGGACACCCAGGACCCACCUCCCCUGGGACCAGGCCCUGGGCACCGGGCCACAGGGAGGGAGUGGAGGGAUAUGGGAAUCAGUCAGGCUGUGUCAAGAGGGAAGACUGCUAGGCCCCUAAGUUCUUUGUAUCCAGUGAUCCAGUAGGGGCAUCUAGCAUGAGGCAAGUGCCCAGGAGAAGGGCUGGGAGGAAAGGAGGUGCCCUUCAUGGCCCACCUUUUGUAUACCCUUAGUAUCUGAAGCGAUUUGGGAGGCAUCUAGGAUGAUGCUGUCCCACCAUGCCACCUGCACCUGACCUCACGCAUCGUAGAGGGUGCUCUUCAAGCCCCUGGUCGUUCUCCACCUGGCACCAUUCACUCAGCCGGCUCCCUGCCCAUCAGGUCAUCCUCCUCUGACUCCUGCCCAUCUACUUGCCUGUUACUCUUGUUUCUGGCCUCCAUUCAGCCCUCAGACCCAACCCACACCACUACCCUGCUGGCCAUGGGGUCCUUGUGACCCCACUCGCUCUGGUUAUGCUACCUCAGGCCCUCAUGGGGACCCACCCACUACUCCCCUCCUGGACACCCCUGAGGACUCCUGCUGACUGAAAUCCUCUCUCCUUGUUCCUAGCUCACUUUCUCACACACACAGUUGACACGGGCUGGAGGCACUGCCCCCCUUGAACAGAUGGGGCCUCUGGAGGGCCAGCCCUAGCCUGGCUAAGAUAGGGAAACGGUGCAGUGGUGACAGCCUCGGGGUCUCCAACCAGCAGGGCACAGCUAGAAAGGGCUGCAGGCCUCAUUUCUCGGGUGUGAAGGUCUUCGUCCACACUGGUAAACGAGAGGAGACUAAGAGCCUCUCUGAACUCCCAGCCCAGUCUCCAAAAGUUCAAGGAGGCCUGGAAAGAACCUCAGCAGCCUCUGAGAAGCCAGAGCUAGAAGGAGGUGAUGCCAGCCCCGCUCCCCACACCACCUUGCCCCUGCUGGGAGGGCCCGGGGAGACUGCUGGGCUGCAGCGGCAGGAAACUGGGAGAGGCUGCCUCUGCGUUGCCGGUGGUUCUGUGCACCCCAAGGCUGCUGGGCGGGCUGUGCCAUGAGCUCUGCUCUUUGUCCCACUGUGUGGCGCCCAGGGAUAGGUGUCUCCCCAACUAUCACACUCCCCCUUAACUUCCCUCCCUCAAGCCAGGAAAAACAAACUGUCACAGAAUCCACAGAUUGGCAGUGGACCUUGACCCCAGUGCAUCUUGGCCCCAAGUGUGAUUCACUUCUCAGACCAAUUAUGUUCUCCAACACAACCAGCUGUGUCACUGACAUUUAUUGGGGACUCCUGUGGGUGAUUGGGCUGUCACAACCCACACAUGCUCCACCUCUCUCCAGAGCAUGGAAGUUCCCGAGCCAGCGGUCCACAGAGUUCCCAGAACACCCCAUGGUCAGACCUGGGCCUCUGCUGGCAAAGCCCAGCCCCGAGGCUUGCAGCCUCCAGAUGGGUAGGUGUGGGGUGGGGUGGUGGCGUGUUCUCUUCCUCCUGGGGUUCACACUGUCACACUCCCCACCAGCAGCUCGAAAGCUCAGACUUGUUAACAAAUCUUUUUCUUAGUGGCUUUGGUGAGAAAACAAGAAGCAACUGGGUUAGGGACAUGCAGCUGCAGGCCAGGGGCUGCUAUUCACCUUCACAUAUGCUCUGGGAAUCAGUUUCCUCAUUUGUCCCCAUUUUAUAGACAAAGACAUUACAGCAUGUAGGGUUCCGGUGACUUCCACAAGUUCUCACAGCCGUGUGGCUCACUCUCCACAGGCCCUCCUGUGCCAGGAUGGUUUGUGUAUGCCACCGUCCCCAGGCCCUCUCCUCAUCUUAACCCCUGCAGCUCUUGACCUUCUUCCAGCAGGAAAUUCACAAGGAGGAGGAAGGCCAACGUAAACAAAAAGAGGGUCCUGGGACUCAGGUUCUAAUUACCCAGUUGGUUUACAGAUCCCGCGGCCCUGCUAGGACAGAGCGUUGUGCUGUACUAAAGGACUGGGCAAGGAAAUAUUAAGGCACUGGGCUACAAGCUCCACUUCAAACCACAGUGGCGAACUUACAUAUAUAUAUGCAUCUAGUUACCUAACUCACACCUGAACAAUUCAAUUUCCAUGACACUCUGGUCCUAAGGGAUGGCAGAUGUGCAGAUGAGACCGGGGGGACAGCUGACUAUAGCUCCCAAUGAGAGACCAUUUGGACUCAGGGGCCUAGAUCCAGUCUCACAUUUCCCAAAGAAUUCCAGAGUGUUGAAGCUAACCUGGGCUGGUCAUUCCUUUGGGACCUGCUGUCUGGGAGGAAAUUAGGAUUGGGGAACAAGUGGCUCUUAGCCGCCAAGAGGCUUAUGGCCUCUUAGGAAUUAAUACCUGAAAAUGGUACUUCAAUGUAUGUGUGUUAGAAGCCUGGCAAAAAUCUGGACACACACUUUAGAUGGAAGUCAGCCACAAGGUGGAGUUGAUUUGGGUUAUUAAUGCAAAUCCUGACUGGUGUCCUUCCUUUAGCUGCGGCCCAAGUGCCAGGGGUCAUAGGGCCAUUUAUAGUUGUGAGCAGCUGCUAGAGCAAACUGCCCAUCAGUGGACAGGCAGAGACACCCCAAGAUGGCAGGCAGUCAGGCAGGUCCUAGAAAGCAGUCACCUUACCAUAGCAAAGAUGGCCUCCCCAUCUGUACUUACCUGACUCGGUUAUCCCCUGCAAACGUUUCUCCACUGCAAAACUGUUAUUCCAGUGAUUUUUCUUUCCUAGGUGGAAUCUUUUUCAGGAGCUGCUAUUUAAAGGUCAAAUGCAGAAAACCAGCUGUAAUCUGAACAGCCUAGCUGAGGCGCAAGCAUGUAAAAAGAGGCUCAUGUAGGGCUCCACCCCAAAGAAAACCAUGGCCCCUGUUUGCUUUAAAAGUAGCUCCCUCUCCCAAUCCCAAAUGGAAGUCCCCUCACCUCCCAACCCACCUUUUUUUCCCAUUGCAGGUGAAGCAAUAAAGUUCUUGCUCUGCUUUACCC
Messenger RNA from Talpa occidentalis (Iberian mole), 7138 nucleotides. It is a transcript of the gene ANO10, whose product is annotated as anoctamin 10. The transcript has 14 exons. Bases 351 to 2333 code for a protein of 660 amino acids. Gene Ontology annotation, molecular function: chloride channel activity. Lineage: Eukaryota; Metazoa; Chordata; Mammalia; Eulipotyphla; Talpidae. Gene Ontology annotation, cellular component: plasma membrane. Gene Ontology annotation, biological process: chloride transmembrane transport. The record is from RefSeq and is a predicted model, not a curated record.